Molecule: messenger RNA, 817 nt
Organism: Drosophila albomicans
Lineage: Eukaryota; Metazoa; Arthropoda; Insecta; Diptera; Drosophilidae
Exons: 3
Coding region: 37-558 (173 amino acids)
Source: RefSeq, a predicted model, not a curated record
UCACCAAAUUAGACGUGUUUCAGUUACCGAAUCGAGAUGUUGUUAAACAAGACAUACAGGCAUUGUGCAGCUGCAGUAAUUGUCAUGGGAUUGGCAAUUGCCACCUACGCCUAUGAUAAUUAUGAAUUGCAGAUGUUCUUGCAUGUGGUACGCGGAUUGCAGUUGGUGGCGACAGCUGUUCUACUCUUUGCAAUUUUUAAGAAGGAACAGCUUCAUAAGGAUAAACUUAUCCUCUUCUGGUUAGGCACUACGACAUUCUUCGAAAUGUCCAUAGCGAUUUGCAGUUUUAAGUUUAUUGGUAGCGACUUUGUUUCCUACACCUUCGGAUACUUUAUUGGCUCACUAUUUGCCCUUUUGGCAUUCUGGCUAGCAAUGGCUGUUGUGGGCUACGCGAUGUACAUCAUUUACUUGGAAUAUGUUGAGUUGAUCCAAGUCAAUGGAGCAGGACUAAGUCUUCCUCCGGUUGCUAAUCAGAUUAGUCCGAUCUACGAGACAAAGGAAACUCCGCCACCAUAUAUUCCAACCUCUGAGAAUCUGUCGGUAUCGAUUCAGAGUUAAGGGAAACGAUUAUCUUGUAAAGUGCACAUAAAAAGUGUAAAUAAAUAUUGUUGCGAACAAAGCACAAGAACAAAGAAAUAAUUACUACACACUUCAAAUAUUAAGUAUAAGCUAAAGCUUUUUAUUGAGAUUAUUAUCAUGUAUAUACUACCAAAAAAGAAUAAAAUACUUUCGAAAUCGAUAAGAUAACUGAGAAAUUAGUAAUAUAAACAUCUAGAUUAUAUUGACCAAUAAAGAGCUUACAGACAAUGCUUACAAA